AUGGACGAACAGAUCCUCGCCGCUUCGGCCAGGUACCCGAUCGUCGAAGGCCAGACGUACAAGUAUGGCACCGCUGGCUUCCGCAUGAAGGCCGACCUCUUGACCGGCGUCGCCUUCCGCGUCGGUCUCCUCGCCGGCCUGCGAAGCCGCAAGCUCAACGGUCAGGCCAUCGGCGUCAUGAUGACGGCCAGCCACAACCCGGCCAUGGACAAUGGUGUCAAGAUUGUCGAUCCCAUGGGCGACAUGCUGGAGCAGGAGUGGGAGGCCCACGCCACCCGCCUCGUCAACUGCUCCACCCACCAAGAGCUGCUCGACUGCUUCAAAGCACUUGCUCAGCAGCUGAAGAUUGACCUAUCGAGCCCCGGCCGCGUCGUCUACGGCCGCGACACUCGUCCCUCCGGCCACGGCCUCGUCGUCGCCCUCGCCGCGGCCCUCGACGCCACCGGCACCGAGCACACCGACUACAAGAUUCUCACGACGCCCCAGCUGCACUACCUGACCCGUUGCGUCAACACCGAGGGCACGCCCAAGUCGUACGGCCACACCAGCGAGGCCGGCUACUACGAGAAGUUCUCCGACGCCUUCGUCCGCGCCCUGCGAGGCCGGAAGAUCCAAGGCCAGCUCACCGUCGACUGCGCCAACGGCGUCGGCGGGCCCAAGUUCGCCGAGAUGCUCAAGCUCAUCCCCAAGGACGUGACCGGCUUCGACGUCAACGUUGUCAACGACGACGUCCUCCGGCCCGAGGUUCUCAACCUCGAGUGCGGUGCCGACUUCGUAAAGACCAAGCAGCGCGCGCCUCAGAACCCGAAGCCUGUUCCCGGCGCUCGCUGCUGCGCCUUUGACGGCGAUGCCGACCGGCUCAUCUACUACUGGAUCGACCCAGACACCGGCUUCUUCAUGCUCGACGGAGACCGCAUCUCCUCCCUCGCCGCCUCCUUCAUCGGCAACCUCAUCCACUCGGCCGGCCUCGACGACGAGGUCCGCAUCGGCGUUGUCCAGACGGCGUACGCCAAUGGCGCCAGCACAAGCUACAUUGAAAAGCACCUGCACCUCCCCGUCGUCUUCACCCCCACCGGCGUCAAGCACCUGCACCACGCCGCCUGCCAGUUCGACGUGGGCGUCUACUUCGAGGCCAACGGCCACGGCACCGUCGUCUUCUCCCAGGAGGCGAUGCGCAUCUUCCACGAGAAGGAACCGCAGUCGCCUGCCCAGAAGGACGCGCUCGACACGCUCGCGGCCGUCGGCGACCUCAUCAACCAGACGGUCGGCGACGCCAUCACCGACAUGCUCCUCGUCGAGGUCAUCCUCGCCCACAAGUCUUGGACCCUCAAGGACUGGGCCAUGACCUACGCCGACCUGCCCAACCGGCUCGUCCGCGUCGAGGUCGGCAACAAGGACCUCUUCCAGGCGACCGACGCCGAGCGGCGCCUCAGCCACCCGCCGGGUGCCCAGGAGGAGAUUGACCAGGUGGUCAAGAAGUACACGUCGGGCCGCUCCUUUGCCCGCGCCAGCGGCACCGAGAACGCGUGCCGCGUCUACGCCGAGGCGGCCACGCGGUCCGAGGCCGACGAGCUCGCCAGCAAGGUGGCCAGCAUCGUCAGACAGUUCGGCUCGUAG
This is a messenger RNA of Drechmeria coniospora, 1617 nucleotides long. Its product is annotated as N-acetylglucosamine-phosphate mutase. Bases 1 to 1617 code for a protein of 538 amino acids. The transcript is spliced from 2 exons. Gene Ontology annotation, molecular function: phosphoacetylglucosamine mutase activity; magnesium ion binding. Gene Ontology annotation, biological process: UDP-N-acetylglucosamine biosynthetic process; carbohydrate metabolic process. NCBI's taxonomy places the organism in Eukaryota, Fungi, Ascomycota, Sordariomycetes, Hypocreales, Ophiocordycipitaceae. The record is from RefSeq and is a predicted model, not a curated record.